Didymodactylos carnosus is the source of this 1520-nucleotide messenger RNA. The record is from the annotation of a GenBank genome assembly. NCBI's taxonomy places the organism in Eukaryota, Metazoa, Rotifera, Eurotatoria, Philodinida, Philodinidae.
AUGAAAAACAUGGAUUCAGAUAUUGUUCUUGAUUCUGAUGUUGAUAUGAUGGACGUUACAAAAGAAAAUGAUGAGCCGACAUCAACCAGUAACAAUGCAACGAUACCGAGUAUCAAAGAACCAAGUGUUACAUCAAAAUCAGAAACAACACAAAUACGCACACCAUGGUUAGAAAAAUAUCGUCCAAAAGUUUUGAGUGAUAUUGUUGGCAAUGAAGAUGCGAUAUCGAGAUUACAAUAUUUUGCUAAACAAGGAAAUUUACCAAAUAUAAUUAUUUCAGGACCACCGGGAUGUGGAAAAACAACAAGUAUAUUGUGUUUGGCCCGUGAAAUGCUUGGUGAAGCAUUUCGUGAAGGUGUGCUAGAAAUGAAUGCAUCAAACGAUCGUGGUAUUGAUGUCGUUCGAACAAAAAUAAAAAGUUUCGCUCAAAGAAAAGUCAAUUUACCAAAAGGAAGACAUAAAAUAAUAAUAUUGGAUGAAGCAGAUAGUAUGACAGAUGGCGCCCAGCAAGCUCUUCGUCGUACUAUGGAAUUGUUUUCAAAAACAACACGUUUUGCUUUGGCUUGCAAUCAAUCAGAUCAGAUUAUUGAGCCAAUUCAAUCUCGUUGUGCCAUGUUGCGUUAUUCAAAAUUAAAUGAUGCGCAAAUUCUAAAACGUUUGAUGGAAAUAUGUAAAGAAGAAAAUAUUAAAUAUUUAAAUGAUGGAAUUGAAGCAAUUAUUUUUACAGCACAAGGUGAUAUGAGGCAGGCGAUAAAUAAUUUACAAUCGACAACCUUUGGUUUUGGUAUGGUGAACAGCGAAAAUGUUUUUAAAGUGUGUGAUGAACCUCAUCCUUUACUCGUUAAAGAUAUGAUAGCAUCGUGUACAAAAGGUGAUUUAGAUGGAGCAUAUAAUGUUUUAAAUCAUUUAUGUCAUCUUGGAUAUACAUCUCAAGAUAUUAUAUCAGUAACAAUGCGUGUAACAAAAACAUUUGAGAUGACUGAAUUUAUGCAAUUAGAAUUUAUUCGAGAAAUUGGUUUGACAUGUAUGCGUAUAAGUCAAGGUUGUGAUAGUCAAUUACAAUUAUCAGCUAUGUUAGCUCGAUUGUGUGAAAAAGGCAUAAGUCAUAUAGCCAUAAAAACAAUGCAACAAACAGGAUCAUCUUCGACAGCCCCAAAAUUUUGGAAACCUGGAAAUCGUCCACCACGCCAACAUUCUUCAGCCAUAGUUGAUCGUCAAGAUACAUCAUCAGAAAAUGUUGAUCUCUACCAGUCACCGUCAAUGUCCAUGCUACAACAUCGAAAACAUUUGCCAAUUUUUUCUUAUCGAAAUCAUAUUUUAUAUUUAUUAGAAAAAUAUCGAACCAUAAUUGUAAUUGGACAGACAGGUAAGCAGAAAAAGAAAGAAUUCAGUCUUUUAUUUUAACGUGAGAUGCAGACUUUUUUCACGGUUGAUUAAGGGCCCCCCCCCCUCAGAAAUUAUCUCCGACACCGUGCAUCCGAUCUUGACGAAACUUUCCAUAAAUGUUCGGCACAAUGAGU